AGAAUAAAAACGGAUAGCGAAAAAGAUGCACCUUGUAUCUACCUUAUUGGCAUUCUGCUUUCUGCUAGUAAUUUUGCCCAACUUUAUGGAUGCUCGAAAAACUGGUCACCAUGUGCACCCAAGAGGUUUAGUAAAACACAGGCGCAUCCAUCGGAGAACCAAUCAAACUGCAGCUGAAACAACCCAACCUGAAUCAGGGGAUCUUACGGAAAAGUUCUAUAAUCACUGCGAUGAUAUAUUUAGGGAGAGCUCGUUGGUUAGUCACGUGAUCCGUGGCAUGAUCGGAGGAAUUUCGGAUCGACUCAAUGAAGUGUGUGUGGGCAAGCCCAUUCAUCCAAUUAUCCACACACUCUUCACGGAAACUCUUCUGUGUGAAGGCAGCUUAUCCGAAGCCAUCGACAGUAUCGUCGACGUUCUGUUUUCGCAAUUCGACAGAAAAUGUGAGGAAAUAACUAACUUCCAGAGUAUUUAUGUUUUAACCGUUGCGGAAAAUGAGGUUGUAAAGACACAUGGUGCAGAUUAAGCAAGGUUUUUUAUUUGAAAAAUAAAGAACAAUACCUUAAUUCUAAAAA
Molecule: messenger RNA, 572 nt
Organism: Drosophila ficusphila
Lineage: Eukaryota; Metazoa; Arthropoda; Insecta; Diptera; Drosophilidae
Gene: Sfp84E
Exons: 2
Coding region: 26-523 (165 amino acids)
Source: RefSeq, a predicted model, not a curated record